Messenger RNA from Daphnia pulex (common water flea), 2816 nucleotides. RefSeq lists its product as uncharacterized. Gene Ontology annotation, biological process: regulation of establishment of protein localization to chromosome; double-strand break repair via homologous recombination. Lineage: Eukaryota; Metazoa; Arthropoda; Branchiopoda; Diplostraca; Daphniidae. The transcript is spliced from 5 exons. Bases 92 to 1264 code for a protein of 390 amino acids. Gene Ontology annotation, cellular component: nuclear chromosome; nucleoplasm. The record is from RefSeq and is a predicted model, not a curated record.
ACUAAAGAAAACAAUAAAUAUUUUGAGCGCGAUAACCACGUCUUGUUUACUUGUAAAUGUUUCACGUUUUUCACCUUUGAAUCGUUGUGAAAUGGAAGAAUCAAACUCGCCAGUACUAUCUUGUAAAAAGUUUGGGAAAAAGACUCACGUCUUACCCGAGUCGCCCAUUCUCUCGUGCGGUAGGAAGAGAAAAAAGCCACUGCCCGAUGACAGCCCAGUAUUUUUACGAACUACACGAACGAUUCAAAGCUGUAACGAAUCUCCCGUUAUCGACAGUUUCUCUAGCCCACCACCAAUUCCCAAAUUGAAGCCCAAAUCAUUAUUCCCUGAAGUCGAUGAUGCACCACCCUCAGUAGAGUCUCAGCUUUCGCAGGCAUCUUCCAGCAAAUGCAAUGAUCACAUCAUAGACGAGGAGGACAGCAGUUCGACAGGUUCUGAGGAUGAUCUCAUCGUCCAUGAAAGGACAAUGUCAGAUUCAGAAGAUAGACUGGAUGUGACGAUUCCUGAUAAUGCACGAUCUCAAAACUCCAUUAGCAUCAGUCAAACUUUAUCAUACUACUCUGGAAUAUCCACACCGGAGAAGAAAGUUGUCAAGGCCAAGCCUGUUGCAACAGGGUCAGCCAGAAAGAAGAAACAAUUCAUACCGAACGGACUGGCGAAGCAGCUGAGUAAACUACUAGUACGCCAAGAGUCGGACUAUCAUUUGUGGAAAUUCCAACAGAAAUUGGGCAGCUCGAAAAUUGAUGCCGAUCCUGCCACCACGACCAAAAUGCUUCGGUUGAGGAUCGAGAGCCUUUCCCCUGGAAACAUGCACAGUUUGGCUCAUUGCCGCAACCUUGCAGCAUCAGCGACGACGUCGAGAGGUGAAGGAAGUUUAUCCAACAGGGUCAGUCUGGUGUUCACCCCGGAGCGAUGGGAGAGAUUCAGUAGUGUCCGAUCUGGUGACAUUGUGUCCAUCUACGAACCUUGGCAGAGCAUGAAGCUGGUGGGAGGAGUGACCCUGCUAUUGGAUUUCAACCUGCUCCUGCUGAGCCAGAAGAAGAAGGAGGAGGAGGUAUCCAAAUUAAGCAACAGCAGCGACUCUGAUGGUCUCCUGCGACUCGGUGCGACUAACGACAGCAGCCGGACGGUGGAGGACUUGACGGACGCUGAUGGACGUGCUUGUUCUUCUGCAAGUGCUGAUAGUAUCGCCGUUGCUGAAAAUAGACGCCCUUCGACGGUGACCGUUCUGCAAACAUGGACCUGUCCAUGCCAAGGUGGAUGAACUCGGGAGAUUGGCGUGAACGGGCGAGAGAGAGAGAGAGAGAGACGGGACACAAGACGCGGGCAACUUUCGGGACCGGUUUCCGUUCCCACAUGUUUAUACACACACACAACUGGCGAUGGUUGACGAUGGCUCUGAAUAAUAAUGCGCAACACUUAAGGGUCUCUUUCUUUCUUUUCUAUAAAUAGAGCUGGAAAUAUAUAAAAUAAAGGAACUUUUUUUUCAGCAGCAGCAGCAGAUUGGAUAAGAGCCGGGAGUCCAUUGGCGACUUUUUUGGGAGGGGGGGAUACGUGACGUGAUAUGGUGCGGGAGAGUCGUCGACAUUUCGGGACACGAUGAUCAAUCAAUUGUCGUCUUGGGGACGACUCUCUAUCGACUUUGACGAGUUCAUGGCAAUUUAGCGCGAGCGGGAGGAUAUUCAUUUAUACAUAAUAAAAAUCACGAUCAGCAGUUUACGUGGGAAACGGGAAAAAAAGAAAAAUAAGAAUAUAAAGGAGAUUUGUUUUUGUGAGCUGCUGCUGACCGGUCGGCCUUGUUGUUAGGGGGGUACACCUUGGUACGAGGUUCUAGCGCCCCUCGGGGAACAUGUUGUUGUUUUUCUUUCCUACCUGUACACUGCUUUAUUGCCUUUCGACUUUGUAUAUAAUAAUGCCAGUGUGUUUCGUUCGCCUUUUUCUUUCUCUCUUCACUGUUCUUUGAUGCCAUUGUGUGUCUAUAAUCUCUUUCCCCCUUCCCCCUCUCCUUUUGGGUUGUCAACUAUCGCGGCCGUGAGGAACUGGAAAGCGCACGUGGCUCCUUUGGCAUGGUGGUGGAGCAGCAGCUGAUAACAAUUUUUCAAACAAAAAAACCCCUCCUUCCUUCUUCGCCAUAACCCGAUUUCCUAUUCCACUCACGAACGAAAAAUAAUCUCCCACCCCGCCGAGCUCUCUCUCCCGGAAUUGAUUUCCAACAGGUGGCGUUACGAGUCCGUUUAAUCUUUUUUUUUUCUUUUUGAAAUAAAUAAAAUUUCCGAGUUUCUCCUUCACUAAAACAACAACAACAACAACAACACAUUUAUUUUUUAAAAAAUUCACGAACGAACGAACGACGUCAAACGUCCACAAUAACCCGAUCCCGAUAGUUGUUGUUGUUGUUGUUGUUGUCGUUCCAGUUUGAUGAAAUGUAACACGCAGACUAUAUAAAAGACUCGACGUCAUUUUGAGCCUAAGAAGUUCCGAUCCCGUUAUGUUUUUUUCGUUCGUUCGUUAUUAUAUGCUGGGCAGCAGCAGAGACCCUCUCUCUCUCCUUUUGAUGGAAAAGGUCAGAUAAGGGAAAUGUCGUCGUUGGGUAUUUUUCUGUCUCUCUUGUGUGUGUACAAUGACGCAGUUUUCUUUUUUUCUUUGAUACAUAACAAGACGGCCAUUAAUUCCAUUUUAAUUGGAAAUCUUUGGCAGACCAGAAGAAAGGGGCCAGCACUCACGAUGAGAAUUAAUUCAACUUUCCGAUCUUAAUAAGAUGUGUGACUUAUCCAGGAAAACAAAAAACCAAAAGAAAAAUUGAAGAAAAAGUGUCC